Molecule: messenger RNA, 1639 nt
Organism: Andrographis paniculata
Lineage: Eukaryota; Viridiplantae; Streptophyta; Magnoliopsida; Lamiales; Acanthaceae
Exons: 1
Coding region: 113-1405 (430 amino acids)
Source: RefSeq, a predicted model, not a curated record
CCCUGCAUUUAAUUCACUUAACCCUUCACACUAAUCCCUUUCUAUGUCUGAAAAAAACCAGAUCCAAAAUACAUACAUAUAGGCAUCUCAAAUCUUGCUCGGAUUUGUAGAAAUGGCUUCACUCCCAAAGCCACUUUUCACCCUCUAUCUACUAUCCCUACUUUUAAUCACUUCCAUACUCAUUCCUUCUUCCCAUUCCCAAAGCUAUGACAAUCUUCUUGUCCGAAGAAGAUCGAUUCUUGAAUCACAAGAUAUUGAAGAUGAUGAUGAGCCAAUUCUCAUCAAAAAGAACAAACCCAAAAAUCCCAAUCCCAAGAUUUCCAUCAAACCCACUUCUCCAUCCAAGAACCACAACCAAACCAAGCUCACCAAACCCACAAAUAAUAAUAAUACAUCAUCAUCAUCAUCAUCAUUCAAGAACCAAACUUCAAAGCCCACCAAAUCAACCCCCUUUGAUUCCAUCAAGACAACUAACAAAACCAAACUAACCCUCAAAACCCCCCUCAAGAAACUCAAUUCCACCUCUACACAAUCAGCCAAGAUCUCAUCCGAUCUACCAAAACCACCCUCAUCCAAGAACAGCAACAACAAAACAACCACUAAAGUCAAAAGCCCGAUCAAGAACAAGCCCGAGGCCCGGCCCGGCAUCAAGGCGAAGAAGCUGCCGAGCUGGAUCGAAGACGACGACGACGACGAUGACGUCGUCGACGUUGUCUCAGAAUUCAGAGACUUGCCAUUAAAAUUCCAAGAAACUUUCGUCCCAGAUUUGGAAAGAAUCUCGAAAACCUCACAAAUCUACCUCACGAAAUACAACAGAGAAUUCACAAAGGGAUUCAAACCUUACGUGGGCAGCCAAUACGCACCCGCCAUUGCUUCCUUUGUCUCCUUCGCCACCAUAAUCAUUCCCCUAAUUUUCGUAUCCCUCAUCUUCAACAAAAUCAAGUCGUAUUUCUCUAUCCAAAAGCUCCUAAUCUUCAUCCAAAUCUACCUCUCCAUAUACUUCACCAUCCUCGGGGUAUCCUCCCUGGCCACAGGACUCGAGCCGCUCAAGUUCUUCUACUCGGCAUCGCAGUCCACAUACGUGUGCGUGCAGGUCCUGCAAACCCUAGCCUACGUGUUGUACCUUCUGCUGCUAUUGAUGUACCUCGUCCUCGUCUUCUCCACCGAGACUGGGCUGGCCACGAAGCUACUGGGACUGGCGCAGACAAUCGUGGGCUUCGCAGUUGGGCUUCAUUAUUACAUCACGGUGUUCCACAGAGCGGUGCUUCGUCAGCCCCCCAAGAGCAGCUGGAAGGUGCAUUCUCUGUACGCCACGUGUUUCGUUGUUAUUUGUCUGCUGGACAGGAUGGAUAGGAGGAAGAAGGCUUAUUUACAGGACAGCGGUGAGGAAGGGAAGCAGAGUUAGUUUAGUUUUAAUUUUUAUAAUUUAUUGCUAUUUUAAAUAUAUGUAAUAUUUUUUAAGGAAAAAAAGUUAAAAAAAUAAAUUUAUAUAAGAUAGAUUUCAUUUGGUUUUCGUAUUAUUAUAUAAAAUGUAAUUUUACUUGAAGAUUAAAUACAUUUUAUAGCAUUUUUAUUUAAUAUAAAUGUAAAAACAAAAUGUAUUUUAUAUGAUUCUAUUGUGGAAUUCGCUUUUGUGUUA